This is a messenger RNA of Abrus precatorius (Indian licorice), 2071 nucleotides long. Its product is annotated as prolycopene isomerase, chloroplastic. Gene Ontology annotation, molecular function: oxidoreductase activity. The transcript is spliced from 8 exons. Gene Ontology annotation, biological process: carotenoid metabolic process. Lineage: Eukaryota; Viridiplantae; Streptophyta; Magnoliopsida; Fabales; Fabaceae. The record is from RefSeq and is a predicted model, not a curated record. The coding region runs from base 79 to 1755 and encodes 558 amino acids.
GUGGCUAAUUUAACGACUACAAUUUGAACUGAGGAUUAGAAGAGAAGAGAGUUUGCAUUUGGCACAUAGAUAGCAAGCAUGGCGGGUGUGGGUUUGUUUCCUAAUUUUGUGAGAUAUAACAGUUCAUAUCAAAACGCUGUGCCUGCGGAUGUGAAGUCGAAGUCGAUGUCAAAGUCGAAGUCAGAAGCUGAUGUCGUUGUUAUUGGGAGUGGCAUUGGUGGACUGUGUUGUGCAGCACUUCUGGCAAGAUACGAGGAAGAUGUGCUUGUUCUGGAAAGCCACGACCAACCCGGUGGUGCUGCCCAUUCUUUUCAUGUCAAAGGCUACAACUUUGAUUCUGGGCCAUCUUUAUUCUCUGGUUUGCAAUCAAGGGGCCCUCAGGCUAAUCCCCUGGCACAGGUUCUGGAUGCGUUGGGCGAGUCUCUUCCAUGUGCUUCUUAUGAUUCAUGGAUGGUCUACAUACCUGAAGGUGAAUUCUUGUCGCGCAUUGGGCCUACGGAAUUUUUCAAGGACCUUGACAAGUAUGCGGGUCCCAAUGCUGUAAAUGAAUGGCAAAAACUUCUAGAUGCUGUACUUCCAUUAUCCACAGCUGCAAUGGGUCUUCCCCCUCUAUCUAUCCGAGGAGACUUGGGUGUUCUUUCCACUGCUGCAGUUAGAUAUGCCCCUUCUCUCUUUAGAUCCUUUCUUCAGAUGGGGCCUCGUGGUGCUCUUGGAGCUACAAAACUUCUCAGACCUUUCUCAGAAAUACUUGAUGAUUUGCAACUGAAAGACCCUUUCAUACGCAAUUGGAUUGACCUUCUCUCUUUCUUGCUUGCUGGGGUCAAGGCUAAUGCUAUACUCUCGGCAGAGAUGGUUUACAUGUUUGCAGAAUGGUACAAACCAGGAUGCUGUCUUGAGUACCCCCUUCAUGGAAGUGCAGCUAUUGUUGAUGCUCUUGUGCGAGGACUAGAGAAAUUUGGUGGAAGAAUUUCUCUUCAAAGCCACGUGGAAAAGAUUGUUGUUGAAAAUGACAGAGCCAUUGGGGUCAAGCUGAGAAGUGGUCAAUUCAUAAGCGCUAAAAAGGCUGUUGUAAGCAAUGCAUCGAUGUGGGACACUUUAAAAUUGCUACCUGAAGAAGUUGUUCCGAAGUCUUAUUCCAAUAGGAUUAACACGACUCCUCAAUGUGAUUCAUUCAUGCAUCUCCAUUUGGGAUUUGAUGCUGAGGGUAUACGCAGUGAUCUGGGAAUUCAUCAUAUAGUUGUAAAUGACUGGAAAAGAGGAGUUGAUGCCGACCAGAAUGUUGUGUUGAUAUCAGUACCGAGUGUACUUAGUCCUAAUCUGGCACCGCUGGGGAAACACGUGUUACAUGCUUAUAUGCCAGGAACUGAACCAUUUGAGUUGUGGGAAGGACUUGAUCGUAGGAGUUCUGAAUACAGAAAUCUCAAAGCUGAAAGAUCAGAGGUAAUGUGGAGAGCUGUGGAGAGAGCAGUGGGCCCAGGUUUCAGCAGGGAGAAAUGUGAGGUGAAGUUAGUUGGAAGUCCACUAACACAUGAAAGGUUUCUUCGGAGAAACAGAGGAACAUAUGGGCCAGCUGUGCAAGCUGGUACAGAUACCUUUCCUGGACAUUCGACUCCUAUCCCUCAGCUUUAUUGUUGUGGAGACUCCACCUUUCCUGGCAUUGGAGUCCCAGCAGUUGCUGCAAGUGGUGCCAUUGUAGCAAAUUCGUUAGUCUCAGUAUCUCAACAUUCCCAGCUGCUAGACGCAAUUGGAAUAUGAAUGCAAGAAAAAUUAUCUUCACGUGCGUGCGCGUCCCCACGCUUGCACAAGGAAGACACAGUUUUUGUACUUCUCAUGUAGAAACUUCAUCUUGAGCAAGAAUUUCUGUUCGGCUUGGCUUGGCUUUGCACAUCUAGCAUGCUUUGCCUAGCCCUCUUCUUUAUCCACUUAUCACUUGUGAUUGAGUUGUUACCAACUUACCAUGCUAUAUGUAAGUUCAUAAAUGCUAAACAGAAAUUGUGCAUUUUGUAGCAUUUGCUAACAUGAUUAAGGUUAAAUUUUUUAAAAGGUUAGCAACAUAUACCAAAAUAUUUAU